This is a messenger RNA of Biomphalaria glabrata, 3516 nucleotides long. RefSeq names its product metabotropic glutamate receptor 5-like. Gene Ontology annotation, cellular component: membrane. The transcript has 6 exons. Gene Ontology annotation, molecular function: adenylate cyclase inhibiting G protein-coupled glutamate receptor activity. Lineage: Eukaryota; Metazoa; Mollusca; Gastropoda; Planorbidae. The coding region runs from base 472 to 2970 and encodes 832 amino acids. The record is from RefSeq and is a predicted model, not a curated record. Gene Ontology annotation, biological process: G protein-coupled receptor signaling pathway.
AUACUUCACGAAUUUGUUUUAAAACUAAAUCUAGACCAAAUUUUUUAAAGAAUUGUUUUAGUAGAGAACCCUUUUGUGAUGAAGUUUUAAUGUUAAAUGUUAAUUGACAUCUAAAACAGAAAUAGUUCGAAUCUUUCUAGACACGGCACUCUUUGAUUACUGUUUAAAUGUAGAAUUGAUCUAGAUCAAGUAUCAUCUAGAUAGUAGAUCUAGAUAGAUACUAAAUUGAGAAAGCUAAUAAUAGUCCAACUAGAUCUAGAUCGCACAAUACGAUACUCCCAACUCAUUUAUUUAAAGUCCAUCAACUUUAAAUAAUUUUUAUAUGUAGAUCUACAAUGAUUGUAAAUACAGUCAUGGACAAGACUGAAGAUUGUUUAUUAAAGUCUUGCCAACAAAAUAGUCUACAUUAAUGUCUGGUCGCACCAAUCAAGAGUCCAUUCAUUCGCCGAUUCUCUGUGGGCUGUUCCAACAAUGGUCACUCACCCGUCUGUUCCCGCAGUAGUUUUUCUACAUCUGGUCGUUGCUGUGAGCUGGGCCAACUUUGCGAUACAUCCCCUGGGAGACAAAGUUUACAUCCAGGAGGGUGACCUAUUUAUAGGAGUCCUCCUCACCGUGACGUACUACGAGCCGAACCGGCCAUGUGGAGAUCGAUUGUAUGGCUUUUAUAAGAUAGAGGUCAUUGAGACGAUAGUCUUUGCCGUCAGAGAACUUAAUAAGCGACUUCCGGUCAAACUUGGUUUCGUCAUACUGGAUACGUGCGAUAAGGCGACCACGGCAGCAUUGCAAUCUCUUCGCUUCUUGCCUCUGCCCAACCCUCUGCCAAGCGAGACCCCAAGUCAGUCGUCCAGUUUCUUAGAAUCCUUUACUGUCAUUGGUGUUGUCGGCACUGACCAAAGCUUCAGUACCAUACCUGCGGCAAGGAUAUUAAACGUGGCCAACAUUCCUAUGGUCAGUUUUUGGGCCACGGACAUAAGUCUUAAUGACAAAAGUCUCUACCCUAAUUUUCACCGAGUGAUCUGGUCUGACGAGGAACUUAUGGAGGCCAUCGUGCAGUUUCUUUUGAGCAACCACUUCUAUUAUUUCACGAUUAUUUUCGAAGAUAGCCUUCCGGCCACAGCAAUAUUUGAACGCAUCCUGGCACAGAAAGGCGGGGCGGAAACCUGUCAUCCGACCGAGUUGCAGGUGAGGGAAAGCGACGACUUUGAAGGCAUCGUGUACCAGCUUCUCAGGGGAGAGUACAGAUCGAGGGUGGUGGUCGUUCUCGCCCACGUUACGAUCAGCGUCAAACUUAUUCACGCUAUCAUUCAAACGCAGACGGAAAGCCAGUUACUUUGGAUAGGCGGUGAUGCUUGGACCCAAGCCAUGUUCAACAUAGGCGGACCCAAGGGCUCCAUAGGCGUUAACUUUCAAUGGAUAAACGUCACGUCCUUCCCAGAAUACUUCCGAGAUUUGAAUUCAUCCAAUGAGAAUCCUUGGUUCAUUGCAGCAGUGCAGGAACAUUUCAAAUGUAGCUUGAAAGGCUUCGACGAAUGCUUUAAGGAGAAUAUCCAAGGGCAUCUCUUUGACUCGGGACUGUCUCUCGUGUUCAAGGCAGUCAAUGUCUAUGGUGAAGCUCUGAUGCAGAUGUUCAACGAUCAUUGCAAAAACGAUCAUUCCAGUGUCUAUAAGUUGGCCUGCUUUAACAGCAAUGCUGAAACAUUUCCCAGCUACGUGGAGGCCGCGAACAAGGAGAUCAAAGAAGAAGGAUGGCGCUUUUCUGUCUUUCAAUCCUCGGGUUCGAAGAGCAGCGUUGUCCACAUCCAGGAAUUGGAUAUCGUAAGUAACGACAGUAGGUCUUACCAUCCGAUCAACAUGACCUACUUUGCCUCGAUGGAAGAGUUUCUGGACCCUAGAAACUUUUGCAUGCCGAAAUGCCCGUUUGGUGAAUACCGCUUCUAUCUCUCCAAGUGCUGCUGGUCUUGCCGAAAAUGCCAGGAGAAUGAGAUCGUCGGCGCUAAGAGGACAGACUGCAAGCAGUGUCCUCUUCUACAAUGGCCUAACCAGUACAAAGAAGGCGAGGGAGAAUGUGACGAUAUUCCGCCCCAUCACCUGGACAUACGAUCCUUACCUAUCCUCUUCCUCCAUGUUCUGUGUCUCCUGGGUUUCAUAGCGGUGGUCACCACGCUGGCCUGGUACAGUCGCCACAGGAAGCACGAGGCGUUGAAAGCAUCGAGCAUUGAGUUGAGCUGCGUGCAGCUGAUGGCGUUCGCUUGUGGGUACCUUACAGUUCCUAUUAUGCUGUCCCCGCCGACCACGUUCACGUGCACGCUGGGACUUCUGAUGCUGAACAUCAGCUUCAGCCUCGUCUACGUCAUAGUCCUGUUUAAAGCCGUUAGGGUGUACAGGAUAUUUAAGCACUCCAAGAAGAACAUCAAGAUCUCCUACACGAGUCCUCUCUUUCAGGUGGCGGCUUGUUUUGCAUAUGUCGUGAUCGAGGUAGCUCGUUUCAUGAUUGCUAACCGAUUCCUACCGGUAAGGAUAGAAGUUUCUCAACCCUACCCCGAAGUCAGAUAUGUGGAGGUGUCCUGCAGGAUACCUGGCUUCAGAAUCUUCUUCUUUAUUUUUGAAAACUUUGUCCUGCUUCUGGUGUGCAGCUAUUGGGCCUUCAAGACGAAGAGGCUGCCCUCCCGGUUUAAGGAGAGCCGUUACGUCAGCAUGUGUGUGGGCACGACCUUGCUGAUCCUCUCCAUCCUGGCGCCAGCCUACUUCACCCAGGUGCGCAAGCAGAUGCGCAUCGUGGUGCUGUUGGCGGCGCUCGUCAUCAACGUGACUGCGUCGUUCUUCUUUCUCUUCGUGUCCAGGAUCCUUACAGUGGAGCAUGCCAGGAAGGGAAGGAAGAAGACGUAUGCUCGAAUCCACAAAUUAUCAAAAGAAGUAUUGAGUUUGAAAAAAAAAUUGUCGGGGAACCGUUCCAGACAGCAAUUGUUUUAAAAAAAAACAAAAAACAAUUAUCUUGACAAGUUCUUAGUUUCGAAAUAGAAACAAAUAUUGUAUUCGGAUACACUGUUCCUAGAACAUUUUAUGGAAGCCGUUGCUGAAAACGAUUAUUCAUGCACGUGUAUAGUAUCGAAAUAAAUAUAGUGUUCGAAUCCGAGUACAUAGUAUUCAUCAAGCACUUUGCGAUAUGCACUUGCUGAAAAAUAAUCACCCGGAGUAUUGCAAAGUAUCGAAAUAAAUAUAGUAUCCGAAUACAACCAUGUUGAGAUCCUGCUUGUAAACAUAUCUUUAGGUUUGUCUCGAAAGUCAGGGAAAGGUAACCGGUAUAUUACUGCAAUUAUUUGUCUAACGCGGUUACUUUCUCCUGUUCUGUUUAACUACGCAGGACUCAUUAACAAAUGCUCUGAUGUAAUCUAAAUUCCGAUUGUAAUAAUAUGAUGGUUAUGUAAUUGUAACUGAUACAUAUUGACUAUUUUAAAUUUAUUCUCUUUGUUCCAGAACUGAUCAAUUGAUGGGUUGAUUUUAGAAAUAUAAAAUCAA